This is a messenger RNA of Prorocentrum cordatum, 753 nucleotides long. NCBI's taxonomy places the organism in Eukaryota, Dinophyceae, Prorocentrales, Prorocentraceae. The record is from the annotation of a GenBank genome assembly.
AUGAGCUCGGGGGAGGCAGAGUUCUACGGCUGUGUGCGAGCGGCCAGCAGGGCCAUCGGCAUGCAGUCACUGUGCCAGGGCCUAGGCAGGGAAGUGAGCCUUCGCAUCUGGAGCGACUCGGCGGCUGCUCUUGGCAUCAUGCAGCGACGGGGCUGCGGCAAGGUCCGACACCUCGAGACGCCGACGAUGUGGGUGCAGAAGGCACUCAAGGAUGGACGGUUUGAACUGGUCAAGGUUCCCGGGAAGUCAAACCCGGCGGACUUGGGGACGAAGUUCCUCGACCAGGCGGCGAUGCUCCGAGCGCUGAAGAUGAUGAGUGUCGAGCUCUCGGACGCGCCUCUCUCGAGUUGGGCGGCGGCGCGCCGCGCCGAGGAGGCGGCGGCGGACCGCGCCGCGGCCGAGGCGGUGGGCAGCAUCAUGCCCGUUGCCGCGGGGCUGGUGCUGUUGCAUGGGAGCGACACUGACAGGCGGCGCCUCGGGCGAGGGGAGCUGCCGGGGCUGCUGGAGGACUGCAGGGCGGAGCAGGCGCCGCAGCGGAGGUGGACGACGUGGUGGACCUCGGUCGUCAAGAUGAAGCUGCGGCCGCCGCUGUACAUUAGGCUGGCAGAGCUCGCCGACUGGGCUGCCAGCGAGGAGGGCAAGGCCCGGCUCCCGAGGAACACCCCUCGCCGGUACGAGGUGUCCUACAGCUGGCUCGGCUGGCUUCUGACGCCCUGCCGGUGGGGGCUCGAGCGGCUAGGGCUGCGCCGCUGA